Molecule: messenger RNA, 861 nt
Organism: Chrysochloris asiatica (Cape golden mole)
Lineage: Eukaryota; Metazoa; Chordata; Mammalia; Afrosoricida; Chrysochloridae
Gene: SPMIP7
Product: chromosome unknown open reading frame, human C7orf72
Exons: 9
Coding region: 1-861 (286 amino acids)
Source: RefSeq, a predicted model, not a curated record
AUGGAUGAACCAAGAAAACACUGUGCUAAGCGAAAUAACUCAGUCACAAAACGGCAACUAUUGUAUGAUCUCAUUUAUGUGAGACAAGCAAAUAUUGGUUGGACCAGUCCACUGAAAAUUACUCCUCUAGAACCUCUUCAUGAACGAUGCUCAAUAAAUCACAUGUUUACAUUUGAUGAGGAAGCAACUUGUACAGAUGAUGGUGAACCUCUUUUUCAACCAAACAAGAAAUACAAUGCAAAGGAUUCAUUUUAUAAGUCUUCUACACAAAAAGCUUAUGAAGACAUUCCUUGGGACAAGAUGCUACCACCAAAACUUGAUCCAGAUGACACAACAGUAGAAAAAGCUCCUGACCUCAUAUCACAAUGCUUUACACUGAAAAGAUAUGAAAGAUUACCAGCAAUAACUCAGAUUGUUGGUGGACUCUGGGACAGAUUUCAAACAAGGUCUUUCUUGGCUCCAGUGAAACCAAUUAACUUUGUAAGUCCAAGUUCUAGAAGUAAAUAUAUCCCUCUCUAUACUGGUUAUGUGGAAUCUACAAAUGCUGAUGAUAUUGACAAUCCCUUUGGAGACCUGACAUCUUUAGCUAAGCCUCGGACCUCUAGACCCCGAUAUACAGACACAAGUCGCUCUGCCAACAUCCCAGGAUAUACUGGCAAGGUUCAUUUCACAGCCACCCACCCGGCAAAUUCUAAUAUCCCACCAACAACCCCAUCACCAGAGUCCGAAGUGCAUCACAUCUUAAGGAAAGACAUGAAAGUGGACUUCUUCCGUCAUCAGGCACCUCUGUCUCGAAUGAUCACGACUGUGAAGCCCUACAACCCCUUCAAUAGGAAGGAAAAAGAAACUGUAGACUACUGA